This is a messenger RNA of Rotaria sp. Silwood2, 871 nucleotides long. Lineage: Eukaryota; Metazoa; Rotifera; Eurotatoria; Philodinida; Philodinidae. The record is from the annotation of a GenBank genome assembly.
CUCUCAAGUAUGUUUAACAUUUCAAGUUGAUGUUUAUCCACCAGAAAUUAUUCAUUUUACACCGACGGGUUUAGUAUCUACUAGUCAAUCAUUAUGGACAAUUGAAUUUGAUCGUGAUAUUGUCAGAUCAAGACGAUCAAACGGAGUUUAUAUUCGUUUUUUUAAACAUUCAAAUAAUCAAGAAGUUUAUCGUAUUGAUGUUGCUAAUGACAAUAAUGUAUUUUAUCAAACACGACAAAUUACAUUUAAUACAAAUUGUUUAUGGGAACAAAAUGAACAAUAUUAUAUUUUAUUAGAUAGUGGAAUAGCUACACUUAAUGAAUCAUGUGGUAUUGAAUCAGUUCCUAUUGAUAAUCAUUAUACUUGGACAUUUCAAGUAGCUGCAACUGAAAUUACAACUAUGGAAGCACUUAGUACUACAGAAAGAUUUGUUUCAACGACAACGAUUGAAACAAGUACUACAAAAAUAACAACUAUUCCAUCUCCACGACCUGAAUGUUUACGAUGGUUUUAUUUUGAUACAAUAUCCAAUGAAAGUACAAGUGCUACUGAACCAACAUUUAGUUUUUGUUUUAUUGUCAAUAAAACAUUAACUGAUGUAACAAUAUCAGCUAACACAUGGGUAUCUUGUCAAAUGUGGAAAUCAUCUGGUACUGCUGAUCCUUUAAUUGAACUUUAUUUUGAAUCGAAUAAUCAACUUUUGGCUCAAAAUGACGAUGGAUUUAAUGUUGAAACAAGAAAUUGUUAUGCAGCUGUAUUAAGUUAUCGUUUGAAAAAAGGUAUUUAUCGUGCAAUUAUACGAAAUUCUAAAUGUGCUUAUGGAAAAUUUGAAUUACGAUUGUCAGCUGAAGUUGAUGGAACUUUUAAAUAA